This is a messenger RNA of Capronia epimyces CBS 606.96, 1803 nucleotides long. RefSeq lists its product as uncharacterized. Gene Ontology annotation, molecular function: transmembrane transporter activity. The coding region runs from base 1 to 1803 and encodes 600 amino acids. Gene Ontology annotation, biological process: transmembrane transport. The record is from RefSeq and is a predicted model, not a curated record. NCBI's taxonomy places the organism in Eukaryota, Fungi, Ascomycota, Eurotiomycetes, Chaetothyriales, Herpotrichiellaceae. The transcript has 7 exons.
AUGGCAGACCUCACCAGAGUCACGACGGCCGACACCUUGACCGCCGACGCAAUCGGUGGCGAGCAUUUGGGCAACAAAUACUACCGUAGCUUCCGCUUCAUCGGUACCAUUCUCGGCACGUCGUUGGCUCUGUGUGCAGCCUACGCCGCAUAUCUGUUGCCGGUGGGCAUUAUCAGCUACAUAAAUGAAGACAUUGGACCCGAUCCAGACAAUGUUUGGAUUCCCGUCGUCUGGGCCAUCUGCGUGGCUCUCGGGUACAUGUUGUUUGGGCGUUUGUCCGAUAUCUUUGGUCGACGGUACUUCGUGGUGAUCGGAAACCUGUUCGGGCUGAUCGGAGCCAUCGUUGCAGCGACUGCCUCGAACAUCAGGACACUGAUCGGGGCGUCGGUCUUCAUCGGCAUCGCGGCGUCCGUCCAGCUGUCCUACACCAUGAUCGUAGGAGAACUCGUGCCGAUCAAACACCGUGGAUACUGGUACUUCCUCACGCUGAUUCCAGUGAUCCCAUUUGCCUUCUUUGGGGCCUAUCUUUCACACAACUUUCUGCAGGUUGCCACUUGGAGGUGGUGCUACUACUUGUGUAUCAUCCUCCAAGGUCUGGCUCUGGUGCUCCUCGUGGUGUCCUAUCACCCUCCCUCCUUUCGGAAGCUGCAUUCAACCAAGUCGCGAACAGCCAUGAUCAAGGAAAUCGACUACAUCGGUGUCUUUAUCUGGAUGGUCGGGGUCGUCCUGUUCCUCCUGGGGAUCAACUGGGGCGGAAGCAAAUAUCCAUGGGAUUCGGCGGCAGUGAUUUCCACCCUUGUCCUUGGAAUCGUAGGAAUCGUUUCCUUCUUCGUCUGGGAGGCAAAUGGCACGGCCAAGAAACCUUUGCUGCCCUGGGCAUUCCUCAUCAAAAACCCGCGUGGCUUUCUGCUGCCCAUGGUCUCAGGCACGAUCGGCGGAAUGUUCUAUUACGGCCUGACCAUCAUCUGGCCUACACAGGUCAAUACCGUGUACGCCUCCAGCCUACAGGUUGACGGCUGGCUGGCAAGCAUCCUGGCGUGCGGCACCCAAACCGGCACCAUGCUGGGCAGUCUGGUGUUCAAAAGGCUGGGCCAUCACCGCCUCCAGCUGAUCGGUGCCUACGUCUUCAUGAUCGCCUUCUGUGCCGGAUUGAGCCAGGCGGGAGUGCACCAGCGUUCCGUCGCCGUCUCCUGUGCUUUUCUGACCGGGCUCGGAUGCGGCGUGGUGGAAAACCUGGUGGUUCUCGUCGCCCAGGUGGGCAAGGACGCCGCGGAGAUCGGGCUGGUGGUCGGCACCAUCGGCUCCUUUCGCUCGCUGGGCGGUGCGCUCGCUCAAGCCAUCUACGUGACCAUCUUGACCAACAAGCUGAAAGGCGAGCUGGCCAGCAAGGUGCCCGCAGCGGCACUGAAAGCCGGUCUGCCUGCGUCUUCGCUGCCGGCUUUGUUCCAGGCCAUUGCGGCCGAGAGUGCGGCGGCGUUUGCGGCCGUGCCUGGCAUCAGCACGACCAUCGUGGCCGCGGUCGAGCUGGCCGAGGUCGAGGCUUAUUCCGCCUCCUUCCAGUACGUCUACUAUGCGUGCAUCGCCUUUGGCGGCGUCGGCCUCAUCACGUCCCUGUUCAUCACCAAGAACGUGGAUGCGGAAAUGACGGAUUUCGUGGCCAAGAAGCUGGAAGGCGUUGCGGUCAAACACCACGACCACGAGCAUGACUUGGAAGGGAAGCCCGGCACGGGAACGGCGGCACACGAAGAGACGGUGAUGGUGCAAAGCAUAGUGGAAGAACCAAAGGGGCGUAUUGCCCAGUGA